Messenger RNA from Lingula anatina, 3132 nucleotides. Its product is annotated as translation elongation factor 2. The record is from RefSeq and is a predicted model, not a curated record. Gene Ontology annotation, cellular component: cytosol; ribonucleoprotein complex. Gene Ontology annotation, biological process: translational elongation. NCBI's taxonomy places the organism in Eukaryota, Metazoa, Brachiopoda, Lingulata, Lingulida, Lingulidae. Gene Ontology annotation, molecular function: ribosome binding; translation elongation factor activity; GTP binding.
UAUCCGAUCACGUGACCUAAAGGUCGUUCCUUUUUCCCGUAGUCCGCCAUAGUACACAACAUAUGUAAUAUAGAGGUUGUGUGAAAGCGAAAAAAAUCCAAAAUGGUGAACUUCACGGUAGACCAGAUCCGUGAGAUCAUGGAUCACAAAAUGAACAUAAGAAAUAUGUCCGUGAUAGCUCACGUAGAUCAUGGUAAAUCAACCCUGACUGAUUCUUUAGUCAGUAAAGCUGGUAUUAUAGCUUCUGCAAAAGCUGGUGAAACGCGGUUCACUGAUACCAGGAAGGAUGAACAGGAGAGAUGCAUCACCAUCAAGUCAACCGCCAUCUCUCUCUACUAUGAGCUCCCCGAGAAAGAUAAGGAUAUCAUGUUUCAAAAAUACAAUGAGGAGAAGGGUUUCUUGAUCAACUUAAUCGACUCCCCAGGUCACGUUGAUUUCUCUUCUGAAGUGACUGCUGCACUCCGUGUGACAGAUGGUGCUCUAGUUGUGGUUGACUGCGUUUCAGGUGUCUGUGUACAGACUGAGACUGUUCUGCGCCAGGCUAUUGCUGAGCGUAUCAAGCCUGUCCUUUUUAUGAACAAGAUGGACUUGGGUCUCCUGACUCUUCGGUUGGAUAGAGAAGCCAUGUACACCGAAUUUCAACGUACCAUUGAAAGUGUCAAUGUGAUCAUUUCCACGUAUGCUUCUGAAGAUGGUCCCAUGGGAGAUUUUACUGUGGAACCAACUAAGGGUACGGUUGGGUUUGGGUCAGGUCUCCACGGCUGGGCUUUCACUCUGAAGAUGUUUGCUGAUAUGUAUGCCACCAAAUUCAAAGUCCCAGCAGCAAAACUGAUGAAGAGGCUUUGGGGAGACCAGUUCUUUAAUCCCAAGACCAAGAAGUGGGCUAAGAAUAAUGAUGAUAAGUCAGGUCAACGUGGGUUUACCCUCUAUGUCUUGACUCCUAUCUACAAUGUCUUCAACAAAUGUGUGGAUGGUCUUAACUUGGAGAAUGAAAAUGUUGAGACUCCUGUUCUGGAGUUGAUAGAGAAGAUGGGUGUCAAAUUGUCUGCCGAGGAAAAAGAAUUGAAAGAUAAGCCUCUUCUCAAAGCUGUCAUGCGCAAGUGGCUGCCAGCAGGUGAUGCCCUGCUGCAGAUGAUCUGUGUACAUUUGCCCUCUCCUGUGACCUCCCAAAAGUACCGCACAGAGUUGUUGUAUGAAGGACCUCCUGAUGACAAGGUUGCACAAGCUAUGAAGGAAUGUGAUCCAAAGGGAGAAUUGAUGAUGUACAUUUCCAAGAUGGUGCCAACCUCUGAUAAGGGUCGUUUCUAUGCCUUUGGUCGUGUUUUCUCUGGUACCAUUGCCACUGGAAUGAAGGCACGCAUCAUGGGCCCCAACUUCAAACCUGGCAAGAAGGAAGAUUUGUAUGUCAAGAACAUUCAGAGGACCAUAUUGAUGAUGGGUCGUUACACUGAGCCAAUUGAGGAUGUUCCCUGUGGUAACAUUUGCGGUUUGGUUGGUGUGGAUCAAUUCUUGGUGAAGACUGGCACCAUUACUACUUUUGAUCAGGCACACAACAUGAAGAUGAUGAAGUUUUCUGUCAGCCCUGUUGUGAGAGUAGCUGUAGAAGCCAAGAACCCUGCUGAAUUGCCUAAGCUUGUAGAAGGUCUGAAGCGCUUGGCCAAGUCAGAUCCUAUGGUGUUGUGUUGUAUUGAAGAAUCUGGUGAACACAUUAUUGCUGGUGCAGGAGAAUUACAUUUGGAGAUCUGCCUUAAAGAUCUGGAAGAGGAGCAUGCUAGCAUCCCACUGAAGGUGACCCCACCUGUUGUGUCUUACCGCGAGACUGUGGCAGAGAUGUCCAAAAUGACAUGUCUCUCCAAAUCCCCCAACAAGCACAACCGUCUCUACAUGACUGCCCAGCCCAUGCCAGAUGGACUACCUAAAGAUAUAGAUGAUGGCAAGGUAACACCAAGACAGGACCCCAAGGAGCGUGGCAGGUAUCUGGCUGAUACAUAUGACUGGGACGUGAAUGAAGCUCGUAAGAUCUGGAGCUUUGGGCCUGAGGGUACUGGCCCCAACAUGGUUAUAGAUGUCACCAAGGGAGUGCAGUACCUGAAUGAGAUCAAGGAAAGUGUGGUUGCUGGAUUCCAGUGGGCAACAAAAGAGGGUGUGCUCUGUGAAGAAAACAUGCGUGGGGUUCGCUUUAACAUCUGUGAUGUGACUCUCCAUGCUGAUGCUAUCCACAGAGGUGGUGGUCAGAUUAUCCCAACUACAAGAAGAGUACUGUAUGCCAGUGUACUGACGGCUAGACCCAAACUCAUGGAGCCAGUCUACUUAGUAGAAAUCCAGGCACCUGAAUCAGUUGUAGGCAAUAUCUAUGGUGUGUUAAAUAAACGAAGAGGUACAGUGAAUGAAGCCACAACUGAUCGAGGAGUGCAGUACACGGUCAAGGCUUUCUUGCCUGUAAAUGAAUCUUUUGGUUUUGUGUCACACAUCCGCCAAGAAACGGGGGGACAGGCCUUCCCACAGUGUGUAUUUGAUCACUGGGACCUGCUGCCAGGCGAUGUAACUGAAGAGGGCAGCAAGACUGCCAUAGUCAUCUCUGAGACGAGGGCUCGCAAGAAGAUGAAGGAGGGUCUUCCCAAGUUGGACGAUUACCUUGACAAGCUGUAAACACAACUGGCUGAUGACUAGAGCAUUUCACCAUCAAUCAAAAUGAGACCAUUUAUGUGUAUAUGUAGUCUUUUCAACAGGGUUCAUGUCCCAAGGAGCGGAUUUUUUGACAAGUGUAAUGUAACAAAUGUGAUUGAGAAGAUUUUAUAUACAUGUACUUGUGACAUCAGUUUGGGCAUAUUUAUUACAAUGAAUAUAGACAAUAUGAGUUCUGUUAUGUUAAAAAAAACUGGCUGAAACUGGAUAGAGUUCACCAGGUGCAAAGUGGCAAAGAGAGAAAAAAAAAGUAAAAUAUAAAACUUACUUAAAAUCAUGAUUUGAAAGCCCAUUAAUACAAGUUAUUUGCUUAUAACUUCAGAAUUCUACGGAGAGCCCAUGGAAUUCGCUGCUAAAAAUGUUUAUGGGCCCAAAAGUUGUGUAAAAGUGUCAAAUAUAUGAAAUGCCAAGUUAUAAGAAAAAAAUAAAGGAAGAAAAAAAAUGGAA